AUGAGAACUUUAAAGGGCUGGAGCGGAGCGGCGGCGUUAUCGGCUUUUCAUCAGGCGCUCGUCGUAAUUCUAAUCAACAUACCUUCGGUAUCGUUUGGCCUGGCGCUGGGCUGGGUGUCUCUGGUGAGCGGCGAAGCGGCUGAUGAAGGCGACAAGGGCGCUGUCUUCGCGGCCGUCACUACGUUUUUGGCGUGCUUUGUGGCCGUACCGAUUAGCGCCAAGGUCAUCACAUACGGCAGAAAGUAUGCUGUCAUGGCCGCCUCUGCAUGUUUCGUGUUGUGUUGGUCGCUAAAGCUGGUUUCGGUGUCAGCGAGUGAUGGGUGGAUGAUAGGUGGACGGCUGGCGGCAGGGUUCGGCGGCACCGCCGCGUGGACACUGGCUCCGUUGCUGGCUAGAGAGAUGUGUAGCGAGGGAUGGUGUGGAGCAGCAGUAUCAGCACUGCCGCUGGCACACAACGCAGGCAUCCUGCUUAUGUAUCUCGCCGCCGAUGCUAGGAUGCAUCAUAGAACUGUGAUAUGGUGGUGCCUCGGGGUAUCGGCUUUUCAUUUCUUCGUGUUCAUGUUCAUACCGGAGUCGCCCUCGUUUCUUGCCGCUAAAGGAAAGAAUGAAGAAGCCCGGAGAUCUCUGGCCUGGCUACGAGGUCGAUCGACUGAUUCGCCGAAACUCGAUGCCGAGUUUAAGACGUUACCACCCGCCGAGCAAGGAGAUGAGUCGUCUCUCUCGCGAGCCCUGGAUUUGUUUCGCGACCGUCAGAGGCGAUGGGCGUUCGCCGUCGGGUUCGUGGCGGUCGUGGGACAAGAGAUGUGCGGAAUACUCGCCAUCACUCAGUACGCCGAGCGGCUGUUCAUGUUGACGCGGGACCGAGCCGCCGCGGUCACGAUUGCUGCGGCACCCGAGGGUCCACUGCUGCUGGCGACGCCCGCCCGGCACGCCCUCAUCCUCGGCGCCGUGCAGCUCUUAGCGUCCGCCCUUUCUCUCUAUCUCGUGGAGCGGCUCGGCCGCAGGCCGCUUAUCGUAGGGUGCGCGUGGGCAGUGGGCCUGUCGCUCGGCGGGGCGGCGGGGGCGGUCUGGGCGGGAAAAGCCGAGGGUGCGGCUGUAGCGGUCGCCUUGGCCGUGGCCGUCGACGCCGCCGGCUUGCAGGCCGCGCCCUACGCUCUGUUCUCCGAUAUGUUCGCCUACGAGUAUCGAGGGUGCGCGACGAUGUUGAUGAUGGCCGGCGCGUGCCUGGGCAACGCGAUCGAAGUGGUCAUGUUUCCGGCGGUAGUUGUGCACAGCGGAGUGGCGGCGUCGCUUCUGACGGCCGCGGCGUUGACGCUGGCUUACGCCAUAUUUGCCACAAUCGCUGUGCCCGAGACCAGGCUCAAGACGCCUGAGCAGAUUUAUGACGUGAUCUGUCCGGCGACAAGUCAGUGCCACAGUGUUAGAGUUAGCAAUAAGUUGAAAAGUGGGACUAGAGGAGAAAAACAUUCUGUUUGUACUAGUUUUUAA
This is a messenger RNA of Pieris macdunnoughi, 1488 nucleotides long. Lineage: Eukaryota; Metazoa; Arthropoda; Insecta; Lepidoptera; Pieridae. The record is from the annotation of a GenBank genome assembly.